UCAGGAGAGAUUGAAGAAAAAGAGAUGCAAGAGACGCCAAGUGAAAGUUUGGCACAACUUCGAUGAAAGCAGGAGAAAGAAGCAACGCAGGGACUGUCUUCCUUUUUUAAAACUGGUACCGAGCAUCAACGCGGACAGCAUCACCACAUCUCCAUCAUUUGGCUUGUAUCUUAUAAGAGGAGAGAAGAAAUCUGUUUGUAAAGGACUCACGGAAUCGCGUUAACGAAGUUGUCUUUGUGUGACUGCUGAGAAGCCAUGAUCUUGAACGUCUCUGACCUGGGCUGGGAUGAGUCUUCAGGUGCAGACUCCUUCUUCCCUCUAGACCAACUGGAGAGCUCGUCAACGUAUGAAGUCCCGCCCCUCACCGUGUGGGGUGUGGCCCUGUGUGUUUCAGGAACUCUCAUUGCCACAGAAAACGCAAUAGUUGUCACCACCAUCUUGGCCACCCCGUCUCUUCGUGCCCCUGUUUUCCUGCUGCUGGCUAGCCUCGGAUUGGCGGAUCUCCUGGCAGGUGUCGCUCUGAUUUUGCACUUCCUCUUCCUGUUCUGCGUGGAGCCCAGUGAUUGGUCAGAAUUGCUGACCUCAGGACUUCUGGUGACAUCACUAACUGCCUCCCUCUGUAGCCUGAUGGGUGUCGCUUUGGACCGAUACCUGUCUUUAAGCAACGCCCUCACUUAUGGCUCAAGCCAAUCACGUCACAGAGCCGCCAUUCUCCUGCUGCUGGUCUGGUUGGGUGCAUGCAUCAUUGGGGCAGGACCUGCAAUGGGAUGGCACUGUCUGGGAGAGCCAAACUCCUGUUCUGUAGCGCGACCUCUGACCCGGACAUACCUAUCGCUGCUGUGUGGUGGCUUUCUUGUGGUUGUAAUGGUAACCCUGCAAUUGUACGCUGGGAUCUGCCGUGUGGCAAGGCGGCAUGCCCACGCCAUCGCUACCCAGAGGCACUUCCUCCCUGCCAACCAAUCAUAUUCAAGCAAACACAGCAGUGGGAGGGGCUUCUCUCGGUUGAUCCUGCUGCUCAGUGUGUUUGUGGGCUGCUGGAUGCCUUUCUCCCUCUGGGGGCUGCUGGGCGACGCGUCCAGCCCUCCUUUGUACACCUAUGCCACCUUGGUGCCGGCGGCGGGCAGCUCGCUGCUGAACCCAAUCCUCUACAGUUUGAGAAACAAAGACAUUCGCAAGGUGCUGCUCCAGGCCUGCUGUCCACACAGAUUCACACACAACACAAACACACACUACCCUGCUGAUGUGUAGACUGCCAAACCUCACCAGACUCAAAACCACCAUACUAUCUAUGCCAGACAUAUCACUGUUUGUGUGCCAAGAUACACACAUAGCUGCAUUGACUGUCAUACAGAACAAGUCUCACAAACACACACACACACACACUCCUACACAUGCAAGAAACACUUCUCUGAGAGAUAAAGUUCCUCUGAGAAUCAGAAUGUUCUGGACUGUCCUGACUGGCAGACAUUUUGGGAUUACUGACUAAAUGUACUGUCUUGUUUGUACUUUGUGCCUCAUCCUCAGUCAAUUGUAGCGCCACUGAAACAAUCACAGGGACGCUAUAUACGGUAUACCCCCACUCAAAGAAAGUGGAUUUAAUCACCAUUGGCACUUUAAGGCGAGAGGAUGGGAUGGGUUUUAAAUGUAAGCCUGUCACAUUGUAAUGACAUGUGAGCCAAAGUCCAAUUUUAUUUACUUGAAUGUCUAGAAAACAAAAUGUUCUAGAUCUUCGAGAUUCUAUUUUGCACAUGCUGUUAAAGGCACUUUGAAAAGGUACUGACCAUAUGUUCGUGUUGCACAGCCUUUUUGAAAUGAAUGAAUAUUUUAUACCGAUGAAUAAUAAAUAUGCUUUUUUUCUA
Messenger RNA from Cottoperca gobio, 1859 nucleotides. RefSeq names its product G protein-coupled receptor 3 (gene gpr3). Gene Ontology annotation, cellular component: membrane. Gene Ontology annotation, molecular function: G protein-coupled receptor activity. NCBI's taxonomy places the organism in Eukaryota, Metazoa, Chordata, Actinopteri, Perciformes, Bovichtidae. The record is from RefSeq and is a predicted model, not a curated record. The transcript has 2 exons. Gene Ontology annotation, biological process: G protein-coupled receptor signaling pathway. The coding region runs from base 256 to 1248 and encodes 330 amino acids.